AUGGCGGCGCAGCUGGUGGCGGUUGGGGCUCGGAUGCUCCUGCAAGUGGUGGAGGUGGGGGUGGAUGGGGCGCUGAUGGUGGCCGUAGUGGUGGGAGAGGAAGAGGUGGCGGUGGCUGGGGCGGAUCUGGCGGUGGCGGCGGUGGCUGGGGCGGAUCUGGCGGCGGCGGCGGCGGUUGGGGCGGAUCUGGCGGCGGCGGCGGUGGCUGGGGCGGAUCUGGCGGCGGCGGCGGUGGCUGGGGCGGAUCUGGCGGCGGCGGCGGCGGUCGCGGCCGCGCCUUGGGCAGCGCAUGGAACGAGGGCGACGCUGGAUGGCGUGGUGCUUCAACAGGUGCACGUGUAA
Messenger RNA from Trypanosoma conorhini, 342 nucleotides. RefSeq lists its product as uncharacterized. The record is from RefSeq and is a predicted model, not a curated record. The transcript has a single exon. Lineage: Eukaryota; Euglenozoa; Kinetoplastea; Trypanosomatida; Trypanosomatidae. Bases 1 to 342 code for a protein of 113 amino acids.